AUGGACGUUACAAAGUGGUUAGAAAACUUCAACGAUGUUAACUUUAAGGACAGUGAAAUUGGACGCCUGCUGCGCUAUGAACAAAUUAAGCCACAAUUUUCUAAGGAGAUCGAAAACAGUAAGGGUCGCGGCAUGAAGAAGUUGGAGCUAAUGAUGAUGCCGCUGAUCUUCCACCUGGGGGUGACAUCCACGUGGAUCAUGAUCACAACCAUCAUGACCGCCAAAUCUGUCGCUAUCGGCAUCAUUUUGCUGAUCUUCAAAAUCGCCGGCAGCUCGGCUAAGCUGGCGUCGUACUUCACCGCGUGGAAGGGUCACCACCACCACCAGUGGGGCUGGACCCCGCACCACGACCACCACGACCACCACGACCACCACGACAAUCAUGAAUCCAGCCCGGCCGUGGUCCACCCUCUCAGCGGUCCGUGGGUACCCUCCGACUACAAGAGUCCACGUGACGACAGCAAACUUAUAUCCAUAGACGAUUAA
This is a messenger RNA of Aricia agestis (brown argus), 486 nucleotides long. RefSeq lists its product as uncharacterized. The transcript is spliced from 4 exons. The record is from RefSeq and is a predicted model, not a curated record. Bases 1 to 486 code for a protein of 161 amino acids. NCBI's taxonomy places the organism in Eukaryota, Metazoa, Arthropoda, Insecta, Lepidoptera, Lycaenidae.